GAAGGAAGAAUUGCGAGAAUUACAGAAUUACAGAAUUACAGAAACGAGCACAUUACGCGUGUUUCAGACCGCGUCUGGAAUUCGUCCUGCUUCUCUCGGAACGUAGGGGUCCUGACUAACUUUUUAUUUGCACUCCGGGAUCUUUUGCUGGUUCCUCAAAUGAGAGAUCAAGUGCGGCUGCAAAGUUCAGAAUUCGACAUGUCUGCGACCAUCCUGUCCGCUUUCUACGACAUCGACAUGCUUUAUAAGGAUAAAAGUCUGAACAUGAACAUGAACGCACUCCACCUGAAUAGCAUUCUGGAUAAGAAGGCUGUCGGGGCGCCCGUCUCGACUUCGGCUAUCUCCGACAGCUGCUCGUAUUUGCCGUUUUUUCGGCGCAAUUCGACAAGCAAUGCAGACAACAACAGCAAGUUCUCUGCGUCGUGCUACAGCAACAUGAAGGAGAGCACGACCAGCACUGCCAACACCGCCAUCAUGAACAAGGAAAACAAGUUUCGUGAACGCGCAUACAGCGAGACGGGCGAGCGCAGCCAGCAGUUACAGGCGCUGCAGCAGCAGCAGAAACCAGGCUCUCAGAUCAACUCCACCCGCUAUAAAACCGAACUGUGUCGGCCGUUUGAAGAGAACGGGGCUUGUAAAUACGGUGAGAAGUGCCAGUUCGCGCACGGCUUUCACGAGCUGCGCAGCUUAUCUCGCCACCCGAAAUACAAAACCGAGCCGUGCCGCACCUUCCAUACUAUCGGUUUCUGUCCAUACGGUCCGCGGUGCCACUUCAUCCACAACGCAGACGAGCGCAGACCAGCACCGCUCACCACCAGCGGCAGCAACGAACUGAAACCCAUUCCGCAGCAAGCCGCUCUCAAUGCUUUCCGCGACAGACCCAAACUCCACCACAGUUUGAGCUUUUCUGGUUUCUCCACCGAAUACAGACUGGACUCGAAUCUCAGCGACAGCCCAGCAUCCCGCACUCCACCUCCACUUUCUUCUACAAGCGGCUUCUACGAAGACGUGCUAGCAUCGGGUGCUAAUAGUGCCUUUUCUUCAUUCACCACCUCGCAGGACCUGAAGGCGCUUCUCGCCCCGCUGGCAGUGCAAGCAUCCACGGUCUACCAGUCUAACCCGACCUACUACAACAACUUUCAAACCUCCGUCGGUCCCCCUUCUCCUCCCUACAGUCUCGGGCAGCUGCAAGCACUGCAACGUUUGUCCGAGUCGCCCGUGUUUGACUCUCCUUCCAGCCCGUAUGACUCUAUGUCUGACCGCGAGAGCUACGCCAGCGGUUCCCUCAGCUCCUCUGGUAGUCUGAGUGGCUCAGAGUCACCCAGCCUGGAUGCAGGCAGGCGCCUACCCAUCUUCAGCAGGCUCUCCAUUUCUGAUGAUUGAUUCAUCACUUUUUUUUGGUUUGUUUUUGGGACCCCCUUGUGUUUUAAGACUGAAGGAGUUCCCAAACUUAAAAGGGAGCUGUCAUGUGUGAUUGUUUUUGUAGCAGAAAGGUUUGGGUAAUGCAAUGCUUGGAAACAAAAUGCAUUAUUUUUCCACCAACCAUUUGAGAAAACUGGGCGAAUUAGGUCACUGGGUUUGUAUUAUUCAACACACAACCAAAAAAUACUCCAAUUUCACUUAUUGCUAUGGUUUCAUUAAUAAACUGGUCCAGUUUGUCUGCCUUUUCCCCCUCAUAAAUAGUUUUAAGGUUAAAUAAUGCACUUUUUUUUUAAGGGCUAGCAUUACACAACUGUUCUUGCUAUGGAAAGCGGCAGAAUGUGACUGUUCCUUUUUAAUUCCUUAAAGUUGCAGUAUGUCGUUUUAGUUCAACUAUUAGAGUGGCACUUGUACACGAGAAACCUAAUUCGGAAAACAAUCAUCUUUGGCUGAAGUCCUUUAUUUUAAAGUAUCACAUUUUACCCUGAACAUCUGUUGUGUAAAUCCAUCACUAGCUACAGAUUAGCUAUUGAGGAGAGUCACAUUUUGAAAACAAGGAAUCAUACAGCUAUAGUGCCACAGUCUAAAUACCACCUGAUUACUGCAAAGCCACUUGCAGGAGGCAAUUUUGUAAUAUUAACCUGAGGGUGGCAAGUGCAGCUCAUCCAUGAUGAGUCUUUGGCCACACAUGUUUUAAAUUUGUUUCUCAACACUCGAUUGUCAUAUUUCUUUAAACCCAGGUUUUAAUUAGUUUUCUCAAAUGAUAAUGCUCCAUCUUUUACCAAACAUUGCAUUCUGCAGAUUUAAAAUGGCACCUAGUCAGCGACUAGUUGAUAAAGAGGGGGACUUUAUUCGAAAACAAUCCAGGGCAGAUGGCUCGUCAGACCCUCUACGUGGCAUUAGUUUUAGUUUCUUUUUCCCCUGCUCUAACCGAUAGCUAUGAAAGUAGAUAUCGACCGAAGGCAUUCCACCGGUGACUUCUGAGUCUUUCGGCUUUUGAGACCAUCACACUUUCCGAAGACAUGGUUUUGGUCUUGUGCACAGAAACUUUGGACCGUGAAAGACUGACAGGUUUCACAUUAUUUUCCUCCAUCCCACCAAGAAUAUGCCUUGACAAAAAGUUAAAGUAGCCUAUGUAAGCGCUUGUGAAAGCUUAAAAAAAUCUUCCAUUCCAAAAGUUGAAGCAGUUUGGUGACAGUGCCACCCAGUGGUUUGGUUGGGUUAGUGUAGUGGUGUUGCUUAGAGCUGAAUCACUCUUGUUUUGGUCUGUUGGGGAAAUCACUGCUGAUGGUUGAAUAUAUUAUAUAUAUUUUUUUAGCUGUUUUGAGUGAUUACAUAGCAGUACAUAACUGGCUAUGACCUAUUUAACUUAUUUAUUAUCUUGUGAAAAGUAUAGGCUACAUUUGAUAAUUGUGUCCAUACUGUAUUUAUCAAGUAUGUUGAAGCAAUAGAUCUAUAUUCUUUUAUGUUUAAAUUAUGAUUGCCAUUAUUAAUCUACAUAAAGUGGAGUGUAUGUUCUUUUUUCCACAGUAAUAUAUUUUUGUUUGUUCUUCCUUUUGUAACUUCACUUUAUUUUAUUGUAAAUGAGUAAAAAAAAAAAACUUAAUUUAAGAGAUUGUAUGUGAUAUUUAUUUCAUUCAUUUUGUUUUUGUUUCCUUGUUUACGAACAUUAAACAUUUGCGUGAUUGAAAUUUUGUAGGGAUGUUACUUGUGAAAGACUUUCUGUUUUUAUCCCUAGAAACGUCCCUUUAGCUACAGAAUGUAAACUGUGUGGAUGAUAAACACCGUCCAAAUAAAAUUUUUUAGAUUUUUUUUAAAUGGUUAGACUUGUGUGACUAAGAUCCCAAUGGAAUAGCGUAACCAAAAACGUGUUUAAGCGUUAUUUGUUUUGGUUUGUUUGGUUUUUUUGGGGGGUUUUAUUAUUGUAACGCACAGAGCCAGGCUAGGAUUCCUGCCACAUGCUUUGAGAAUGUAGCAAUUCACAGCCCCAGUAUUAUUACCUUAGUGCCUAAGGGGUCCACCACCAUACAUGCCUUACAAUUCACCAAAUAAAGUAUUUUUUUUAUUACAAGUCAUUGUUUUACACAAACAGAAGCUGAAUGUAGAUUUAAAUUUAACCUUGUUGGGAGGCUGUUACCACUUAUCAGUACAGUUAAGGGGCCUUGGAGCAAAAAGCUUUCUUUUUUUUUCUUUUUUUUUGUUUAAACUCCCCAUUUCUGUAGACGUUUAGGUGGACUUUUAGUUGUUCUCUCGUUUGUCUUUGAUUGAUUAUGUCUGAGGAUUCUAAUCUUGCUGGAUGGGGUAGUGGGUGAACAUGUUUGCUUGUACAUAGUAGGUACAGGGGCUGGGCACUAUGUACUUUUUCUUGACUACUUUAUCUAAAGUAAGGCUUUUUGAAUGUAAUUAAAAAUGGACAAAAAAGACGACGAGUUGUAACAUACUUUUUGGAGGGGGGUCUUUCUUUUUUGGAGCGGAGUCAGUUCACUACAAGUUGUUUGAGUGAGACUGUUAACUUUGUACUGUACAUUUUUGUAGUUCUCCCAAUAAAAUCAUUUUGAAAAAA
Messenger RNA from Trichomycterus rosablanca, 3982 nucleotides. Its product is annotated as mRNA decay activator protein ZFP36L2-like. NCBI's taxonomy places the organism in Eukaryota, Metazoa, Chordata, Actinopteri, Siluriformes, Trichomycteridae. Bases 160 to 1383 code for a protein of 407 amino acids. The transcript is spliced from 2 exons. The record is from RefSeq and is a predicted model, not a curated record. Gene Ontology annotation, molecular function: mRNA binding; metal ion binding.